Molecule: messenger RNA, 366 nt
Organism: Pararge aegeria (speckled wood butterfly)
Lineage: Eukaryota; Metazoa; Arthropoda; Insecta; Lepidoptera; Nymphalidae
Exons: 1
Coding region: 1-339 (112 amino acids)
Source: RefSeq, a predicted model, not a curated record
AUGCAUUUUAUCACCAUCAUGGCAACUCUCUUCACAAUAGCGCAGGCGCGCCCAGGCCUGAUAUUCACCCAUCCCUUAGCUUCACCCGGGAUAGAAUACGCACAAUCAGCUUCCUCAAUACAUCCUCACCCAGCUGUAGCACUAAACGCUGCUAACGAGGCCUUGUUACCGCCAGAAUUACUGAAAUCCAAUUCAUUCUACAGUAAUCCAUCGAUCGCUUCAGGAUUGGCAAAGGAAUCUUGGUUCACGAAUAAAGAAAUGCAAGUUGUGGAACGCGAAGCUGAGAAGAUACCGAGACAGCGUAUUUAUGAUAUAGUGAAGAACGCUGGGUUUAUAUAAAACUGGAAUUAAUCCUAGUCUCUAGUU